GGCGGUGCGACCCGACGGGGCGGGUUCGGAUCCCGGCACGGCGCGUUGCGGGCACGGAACGGGGACGGCCCGGUUCGGUUCGGUUCGGUUCGUACACUGAGCGUUCCUACAGCCGUGAUGCUGCUCGGAGAACCGGGAGGAGACCACAGGGCUGAGCUGUCCGCACCUACGGGGAAACCGAACCCUCAAAGCGGGACCGGAGGAUGCGAAACGGACCGGGAGCGAAACGGACCGGGAGCGGACCGGGACACGGAUACAGCCGUCGGGUUACCCCAACCCCAACCCCAUUCACAUGGAUUUAUGAAUGAGAGACCCCGCCCCUCGGCCCCGCCCCCCCCAUCCGCCCAUUGACCGUCGUUUCUGCCGCCCGUACCGUCGGUGCCGCUCUCCGGUGACCGCGGCCAUGACCCGGAGCUUCGGAACGACUCGUUGUCCCCCACCGCCCACCCGGCACCCACCGCCAUGAGGAGCGGGGGACCCGCCGCUUUCGCCGCCUGCCUCGCUGGGGCGCUCGCUGUGUUGGCGGGGCCGGGAUCGGGCAGCUCUAUCUGGGGUGGUCGGCGACCCCCCCGGAGCUACGGGCAUCUGGAAGGAGACGUGCGGUGCCGGCGGCUUUUCUCCGCUACACGGUUCUUCUUGAGCAUCGACGGCGGCGGUGGAGUGGAGGGGACGCGCUGGAGGGAGCGGCCGGGCAGCAUCGUCGAGAUCCGGUCGGUGCGUGUCGGCGUUGUGGCCAUCAGGGCGGUGCACACCGGCUUCUACCUGGCCAUGAACAAGCGGGGGCAGCUCUAUGGGUCGGUAGGUCAGGCACUUCAAUUCAAGGCAUUGGAGGUGCAGGGCAAAGCCGGAACGGGGUGGGGGUAUCCUGCACCUAGUGGGGCUGGUACCCAUAUUGUACCCCCUACAUCCCAUAAGGGAUGGCACCUGCGGAGCCCUCACCCUGCUCACCCCCCUUCCCUCCUCUAUCAGAAGGAAUUCAGCCCCAACUGCAAGUUCACGGAGCGCAUUGAGGAGAACGGCUACAACACCUACGCCUCGCUGCGCUGGCGGCACCGGGGUCGCCCCAUGUUCCUCUCUCUCAAUAGCAAAGGGAGGCCGCGGAGAGGGGGCAAGACGAGCCGGCAGCAUCUCUCCACUCAUUUCCUCCCCAUGCUCGUCAGCUGAGCCCCGCAAUGUGGCUCCUGGACUGUCCUGUAGUCCCUCCCCUGGAGGGGGGGAAGGCUACUUCAUCUAUGUACAUAUCUAUCUAUAUUGCUAUUUAUUGGUUUGUUUUAUAAGUCAGUGCGUAGAGCCACGCUGGGGCUCUGCUUGGUGUCCCUCUAUGUGUCCAAAGUGAGACACACACACCGUGAAUGGAAAUGCAUCCCAUCCUGCUGACAGCAUCUCUGCAAUGGGGAGAGCAGCUGUGGGAUGUGUUUGGUGUCUGAGCACUCGUGGAAAUUAAAGCUGUGUUCAUGGCAAGGGGCAGCAA
This is a messenger RNA of Coturnix japonica (Japanese quail), 1471 nucleotides long. The record is from RefSeq and is a predicted model, not a curated record. Lineage: Eukaryota; Metazoa; Chordata; Aves; Galliformes; Phasianidae.